This is a messenger RNA of Morchella importuna, 816 nucleotides long. RefSeq lists its product as uncharacterized. The transcript has 5 exons. Gene Ontology annotation, molecular function: RNA polymerase II CTD heptapeptide repeat phosphatase activity. Gene Ontology annotation, biological process: termination of RNA polymerase II transcription. Bases 1 to 816 code for a protein of 271 amino acids. The record is from RefSeq and is a predicted model, not a curated record. Gene Ontology annotation, cellular component: mRNA cleavage and polyadenylation specificity factor complex; nucleus. Lineage: Eukaryota; Fungi; Ascomycota; Pezizomycetes; Pezizales; Morchellaceae.
AUGUAUGGUGGCUUGGCACUGAUUAGUUAUCAGCCAGCCACUAUCACAGGGAAAGAAAAACCAACAAAAAAGAUGCAGGCUCAGCCACCACAGCAGGCGUCAUCAGCCAUACUGGAAACAUCUGCGCAAGCAUCUGUCGAUGGCUCUGAGAAGAAAGAUUUCCCGCUGAAAUUUUGUACUGUUUGUGCUAGUAAUCAAAAUCGUUCAAUGGAAGCCCACCUCGUCCUCUCACUCGCAUCCUACCCCGUGAUCUCGUUCGGCACCGGCUCUGCUGUCCGUCUCCCUGGUCCGUCAAUCGACAAACCUAACAUCUAUGCCUUCAACUCUACUACCUACGAUGAAAUGUAUCAAGAGCUCAAGCACAAAGAUCCGCGUCUUUACACUGCUAAUGGACUCCUGGGAAUGUUGGAUCGGAACCGGCACAUCAAAGGGAGCCCAGAAAGAUGGCAGGACUGGAAAGUUGGCGUGCCGAGAAAGGAUGGAGUUCAAGAUGGGGUUGUUGACGUAGUUUUUACGUGCGAGGAAAGGUGCUGGGAUAUCGUAGUAGAAGACCUCCUCAAUCGCAAUUCGCCACUAAACCGCCUCGUCCAUAUCAUAAACGUGGAUAUCAAGGAUAACCAUGAAGAAGCCGUCGUAGGGGGCAAGGGUAUUCUUGAGUUAGCUCAUAUGCUGACUGCCGCCGCGAAAGAAGAGAGGGAGAAGUAUGGAGAAGCGUAUAUGAGGGAUAGCGUGGACAAGAGGGUGCCAGAAGUUUUGGCCAGCUGGCAAGAAAAGUUUCCAAAUCUUCCAGCGUUGUGGACGGUUGGAUAUUUUUAG